Molecule: messenger RNA, 952 nt
Organism: Leptidea sinapis
Lineage: Eukaryota; Metazoa; Arthropoda; Insecta; Lepidoptera; Pieridae
Product: CLIP domain-containing serine protease B15-like
Exons: 7
Coding region: 70-873 (267 amino acids)
Biological process (GO): proteolysis
Molecular function (GO): serine-type endopeptidase activity
Source: RefSeq, a predicted model, not a curated record
UUUAUCAUAGUUGGUAAAAGUUCCUUAUAAAUAUGUAUCCAUAUCUUAGUAUCGUUGAGUACAGAAUUAAUGCCUAAGUAUCUGUUAAAUAGAACUAAACUUAUUUUGACAUGUUCCUCAGGCGAUGUUUUGCAGUUUGGCUGUGAUAAGUCGAAUGCCGUGCUAAAUGAAGGUAAUGUCGGAGAGAACGGCGCCUUACCGUGGCUUGGGGUGCUCCGAGUUCAUGUGCAUAUUACUGGGAAGGAUCCAAGGAUUGGAUUAACUGGCAUUCUGCUUGUAAAAGCAAACUAUGCAAUCUCAAACGCCGAUGACGUAGCCAAAAUACCGAAGUAUAUCUUGAGGUCAGACAGUAAAGCAAUGUUCAUAGCCACAAAUAAUACGCCGUGGUACUGCGGUGUUAAGGAUUUGAUGCUGCAUCCGGAAUAUGAUGUAUCUAACCCGAACACUAUUGCACUUAUAGAACUAGCUACUAAUAUUUACGAAGCGCCAAAUUUGAAUUCGAUUUGCUGGCCGUAUCAACAGUAUAAUGCUUCGAGCAAUUUGUAUGCAAUUGGAUUUACUGACGAAAACAAAUUACUUGAAAAAGUAAUUUACAAAAUGCAAUUUGUCAACAGAAAUAUGUGUGAUGAGUUCUACAAUAAAAUCGGUGUUCCUAAAGAAAUAUAUCCCCGCUACCAAUGUGGGUACGCGACCAACAAUAAGAACAACUGCAAGUGGGAUAACGGUAUGAUCCUUGCAUCUAACUCGACUGGCCACUGGACUGGGAUAGGAUUCGGUAUCCAAGGUCCUGGCUGCUCGGCACCAGCCCGAUUCAUCGAGCUUUAUCCAUAUUUAUCCUGGAUAGACUCCGCUACUGAUGAGAUACCGGCAUAACUGCGACAAAAACAUCAUUAAUUAAAUUAGAACUGUUAAAUAAUUAAUGAUUUAAAGUUUCAUUGUUUUGAUGCUUACA